This is a messenger RNA of Anisakis simplex (herring worm), 2217 nucleotides long. The record is from the annotation of a GenBank genome assembly. NCBI's taxonomy places the organism in Eukaryota, Metazoa, Nematoda, Chromadorea, Rhabditida, Anisakidae.
AUGCGCCCACAAGCUGAUAUCACUCCAUCCGGCCUCACUUCUCAAAGUGACGACGAAACGUAUAACCCAAAUUCCAGGGACAAACUACUCGACAACUGGUACAAAACAGUAAACAACUUGAACAAAUUCUGGAAAAUAUGGCACGAGCAAUACAUUCUCAGCCUACGUGAGAAAUACGACGCUCACCACAAACAGCCGCAUAAUUUAACUUGUAGAGAACCACAGUUAAACGAGAUAGCUGUACUUCUAGAAGACGAAACACCACGAGGCGAAUGGAAAUUGUGCCGAGUUGAAGCGAUAAAUCGAAACGAAAACGGUCAAGCUCACUCAGUGGACAUUCGUAUACCGAACGGUCAUACUCUAAAAAGACCGAUCAACAAAAUCAUGCCGCUUGAAAUCACCAAUGUAAAAGUCAACGAAGAUAAAACCGAUUUGGAGGAAAAGCUUCCAAAUACUGUUGGUACAAAUAAAAAACGACAGCAUGCACAUGCAGCCUUCUCGACACUCUGCUUAUUAGCAAUGCUCACUCUUGGUAUCAACGCAGAUCACUUUAUCGUUAAUACCUGCGUACGACAACCACACGGAGUCCUCAUGAAAUUACCAACCUUGCUCCAAUGCAACGAACUCUUAAACGCUCCAUACGUCGCUUCACAAACCGUCACCAUUUAUACGAGACAGUACCUCACAACGAAUGGAACAAGCUGCUCAAAAUUAACCAGAACAGUUUGUACAGAUUCCUUCCUCAGAUGGCACAUGGCAGUCGUGCGAGAUCAAACAUUAAUAACAAAUACAAGUACUCACGCAUGCUUCAUGAUGCAACAAACAAAGCAGUUUGAAGGCAUUCCAUUGAAGCCAGACGGACCAAAUAAAUGGUCCUCACGCCAACCAACUAAAUAUAGCUACGGUUGGUUCGGAACGAAAUGUCAAGAAACAAUAAAUUAUCGUAUAGAAAAGGGCAUUCUCAAUUUUUACGAUGGUAUGACCCGACUAGAAGGUUGUGAUAAAAGAAACGGUAAAUGCAUCACUCGAACGGAGACGCUCAUUUGGAAUCAGUCAGACAUCUUUCAACAAUGUCCAUAUCGUCAACUAGGUCUAUUCAGCGCCAGAAUAUCCAAGAAAUUUGUGACCGUCCCAAAACUACAAGAAAUAUUUGUUAGACAAAUAACAACAAACAGAACCUCAGAAACGUUUAAAUUAUGUGGUAUACAUCAAGGUGAGGAACUAAAAAACGGUAUGCUUAUUGACUUGGGCCCUCCAAAAGGUUUAGUCAACACAAAUGCUGCACACGAAAAUCAGGAAGCAUAUCCCUUACUCGUGGAAAAUGUCCCAGAGGAAACACGACGAAAAGGAAACGAUGAGAUGAACGCCAAGUUACAAUUUCUACUAUCUACUGUGGAACAAUUCAACUCGGAAAACCAAAACGAAAUAGAUCGCAAAUUAUGUGAAAAUCACAAUCACAUAUUACGGAUAAUAAAAUGGAUCGGUCAACAUGAUCCGACAGCAGCAGCCAGAAUGAUUUUAAAAAGAGAUGAUGUCAAAGCUGAAUUAAUCGGCGAUAAUUUAAGAGUAUACUCCUGUUUAAAGUUAAAGUUAACCACUAACGAAACAAUCGUGGACGCCUACAAUCAAGUUACGGAGAUACACCCGGCACAUAACAUCUUAUUCGACGCGCCGACAAUAACAGAUAUAAAUGAAGAAGAAAUAAUAAAAAAUUUACAAAUGCGAAACAAAAACUCUCAAUGGAAUCGUCAAGAAAGAAAACCAAAGAUGAACGACAUAACAGACGAAGUGGAAAUCGUAAUAAAGGACGUGGAAUCGGUGAUAGACAAAACGACGGAUGUCAUCGAAAACGAAAUAAAUGAGAUAAUGAAACACUGGCGGCUCAUCAGCUCACUGAUUAUAAUUACCUUAAUUUGCAUCAUUCUGGCAGUAAUAAUCGCUCAGCUAAAGGGGUAUAUCAAAUUAUGCUCCCACUUUUCAAACAAAAAAGGUCUGGAAAAACGACAUAACAAGGAGAACCAAAACAAAGAGAUCCAGCUUGAAAUGGCCUCUAUGGUACCCGUAAGCAAAGAGAUUAAUCUUGUAAUUAACUCUGUGGUACCUGCAGGCGUAAAAGCCACACAAACAACCAAACAGUUUGUGCCAGUCACCUGGGAGACCACCGCCGGCCCCCCACUGUCGCGAUUACCAGAUAAUCGCGAAGAAGAGACACACUAA